UGAAGUAAAACGUCAUUACGUUUUAAUCGUGUUUUGAGCGCGGGAGCUUUGAGGAAAUUUGCCGACAUCAGGCAGAAAACAUUGCAGGUGUUAUCAUGGCGAUGAGAGGAGAGACGAGAGUGGAGGUAGAGACGGAGGAGGAGGAGAACUACGGCCCACAGCCUCUCUCCAGACUGGAGCAUUGUGGGAUUAGUGCCAGCGACAUCAAGAAGCUGGAGGAUGCAGGGUUCCACACCAUAGAAGCAGUGGCCUACGCACCCAAGAAAGAGCUGCUCAACAUUAAGGGCAUCAGUGAAGCCAAAGCAGACAAAGUUUUAGCAGAAGCAGCCAAGCUGGUGCCGAUGGGCUUCACUACUGCUACCGAGUUCCAUCAAAGGAGAGCAGAGAUCAUCCAGAUCUCCACAGGCUCCAAGGAGCUGGACAAAUUACUGCAGGGUGGGAUCGAGACGGGUUCCAUCACAGAGAUGUUUGGAGAGUUUCGGACCGGAAAGACCCAGCUGUGCCACACGCUGGCCGUUACCUGUCAGCUGCCUAUUGAUCAGGGAGGUGGAGAAGGGAAAGCAAUGUACAUCGACACAGAAGGAACCUUCAGACCUGAGAGACUGCUGGCUGUAGCUGAAAGGUAUGGGCUAGUGGGCAGCGACGUGUUGGACAAUGUGGCCUACGCUCGAGCCUUCAACACAGACCACCAGACUCAGCUGCUUUAUCAAGCCUCUGCCAUGAUGGCUGAGUCCAGGUAUGCCCUGCUUAUCGUGGACAGCGCCACUGCGUUGUACAGGACAGACUAUUCAGGCAGAGGGGAGCUGUCGGCCAGGCAGGGGCAUCUGGGGCGGUUCCUCCGCAUGCUGCUCCGGUUAGCAGAUGAGUUUGGGGUUGCCGUGGUAAUAACCAACCAAGUGGUGGCGCAGGUCGAUGGGGCAGCCAUGUUUUCAGCAGAUCCCAAGAAACCAAUUGGUGGCAACAUUUUGGCUCAUGCUUCCACCACAAGGCUGUACCUGAGGAAAGGCCGAGGAGAAACCAGGAUCUGUAAAAUCUACGACUCCCCCUGCCUGCCGGAGGCUGAAGCAAUGUUUGCAAUCAAUGCAGAUGGCGUUGGAGAUGCCAAGGACUGAGCCUCCCUUGGCCAGCAGGGGGCUGUAGUGGGCUCAGGAAGAGCUAGAGUAAAGUGUUCUCAUGGUUGGUUGACUGUUCAUCACAGUCAGUAAAUAUCUCCUACCUGGACAUCAGGUCAUAUUAGAUCUAAACAUUCCUCAGUUACAUGAUGAGUAUCAGUAACAAGACCUUCAUAGAGUACUGACAAUGUAACCUGGGAAACCUGAACAAAUGACUUCAAUGGACAAUAUUUGUCUAGAGAUUUUGCUGAGGCUUGUGUGUCUAAGUUUAGCCUCAGAAGGCAGAAAUUUUAUUUAAAAUGUUUUUGUCCUUAAGCUGUUCUGUCCAUAUUCCAUUCAGAACUAAAUUUCUGAAUUAUUUGAGCAGUGUGUUAAGGGAUCCUUUAAUAAACUGGUAACUAAUUCAGAA
Molecule: messenger RNA, 1521 nt
Organism: Xiphophorus hellerii (green swordtail)
Lineage: Eukaryota; Metazoa; Chordata; Actinopteri; Cyprinodontiformes; Poeciliidae
Product: DNA repair protein RAD51 homolog A
Exons: 10
Coding region: 96-1112 (338 amino acids)
Biological process (GO): double-strand break repair via homologous recombination; DNA strand invasion; chromosome organization involved in meiotic cell cycle
Cellular component (GO): condensed nuclear chromosome
Molecular function (GO): single-stranded DNA binding; double-stranded DNA binding; DNA strand exchange activity
Source: RefSeq, a predicted model, not a curated record